AUGUUGGCCAUCUUUGACACUAAAUUAGUGAAAAACUCAGGCAAAGAGUACAAUUUCCUUGCUGCAGAAGCACUGGAGUCAGCAUCUUCAGAAGCUGAAAGCUCUGCUUUAGUAGACUCUUCUUCCUCUUCAAAAGUUAGGGCUUUUUUUAUUUCAACUCCUAAGGCAUCAAAACAGACAAUUAAUGUUCCUUCAACUGGAAGAAUGAGUCCCUCUAAUAUUUCUAGAGAAAGUUCAGAUGCAUUGCCCUCCUCACAUGAGAGUAACUUCUUCUUUAUUGAAGCUUAUCUGCCAAUGCCUCCACCUGUUGCUAGUUCUAGCAACAAGCAUAUGCAAGAUACUGAAAGAGCAAUUGAGGCAUCUGCUUUCAAACAUCUUUAUGGGAAUUCCUCCUCUCAUUCUUUAAUUGCCAAGAAUGAUAAGGCUUCAAAACCAAGUAUUGGCCACUCUUGCAAAGUUAUGGAAGGGGUGGCUAAGGAAGUUUGCAAAUGUAGCAGUCUGAGAGAGUCUAUUUCCAAAGUCUCUGAUCAAGACUUUGGGGCUUUUGUUGGAUGUAAAAGUGUCUAUUUCAAAUGGGAAUUGGCCAGCAAGAUUGGCUAUUUUAGCCAAUGUGCAAUGCCAGAGUCUCUCAUCACCAAAUUCUGGGGUCUCCUUCACAAGCUUCACUGA
This is a messenger RNA of Guyanagaster necrorhizus, 669 nucleotides long. RefSeq lists its product as uncharacterized. The record is from RefSeq and is a predicted model, not a curated record. The coding region runs from base 1 to 669 and encodes 222 amino acids. Lineage: Eukaryota; Fungi; Basidiomycota; Agaricomycetes; Agaricales; Physalacriaceae. The transcript is spliced from 10 exons.